Messenger RNA from Naumovozyma castellii, 240 nucleotides. It is a transcript of the gene PBI2, whose product is annotated as Pbi2p. Bases 1 to 240 code for a protein of 79 amino acids. Lineage: Eukaryota; Fungi; Ascomycota; Saccharomycetes; Saccharomycetales; Saccharomycetaceae. The record is from RefSeq and is a predicted model, not a curated record. The transcript has a single exon.
AUGACCAAUUAUAUCGUUACAUUGAAAAAGGCUACUCCAGAUAAGGAAGCAAAGAAAGUGAAGGAAUCCAUUGAUAAGUUAGGUGGUUCCGUGGUUCAUGAAUUCUCUUUAAUUAAGGGGUACACUGUUAAGCUUCCUGAUAAGUUAAAGUUGGAUGCCUUGAGACACAAGCAUGGCGAUGUUAUUGAAAAUAUCGAGGAAGAUAAGGAAGUUCAUGCUAAUGAUGCAUCUGCAAAGUAG